This is a messenger RNA of Hydra vulgaris (swiftwater hydra), 6498 nucleotides long. Its product is annotated as unconventional myosin-XVIIIa. The record is from RefSeq and is a predicted model, not a curated record. Lineage: Eukaryota; Metazoa; Cnidaria; Hydrozoa; Anthoathecata; Hydridae. Gene Ontology annotation, cellular component: myosin II complex; myosin filament; cytoplasm. Gene Ontology annotation, biological process: actomyosin structure organization. Gene Ontology annotation, molecular function: ATP binding; cytoskeletal motor activity; actin filament binding.
AAACGUAUGUGUAAGUUAUUUUAUAAGAUAUAACUUAAUAAAAUAAUUUACUAACUAUUAAAUUAAUAAUUAAUAUCUUAGUAAAACCGACUAUAGUCGGCGGCCUAACAUAAUAUUUUUAUUCUAACAAAAGCGCUUUUUAUUAGUACAUAAAUUCAAUUUGACACGUGACAUUCUUAGCUAAAAAAGGACUUUCGGUAGGCGAAGUUUUUUUUUUUUGGCUACCGACAGUCGAGGUGAGUUGUUUUUAUUUUUUUAUUUUACCGAAAGCGCUUUUAUUGGUUGAUAAAUUCUAUUUUGACACGUGACAUUUUAAGCCAAUAAAACGGACUUUCGGUAGGCAAAUUUUUAUUUUUUUGGCUACCGACUUUCGGUAGGCUAUCCACGGCGUAUUUAAAAUAAGAAAAUGGAAUAAAGUCUUAUACAAUGUAUGGUUUAUGUUUCUUGAAGUGUUAGGCUGCAAGUAAAUAGUCAAAAAGGUUCUAAAAUGUUUCGGAGAACUAAACAAAAAAAAGAAGGUAGUUCUCUACCAGAAAGUUCAAGUUUUGAAAAUAUAACUGCUGGGUCUAAUGACCUAGAAAAUAAAAGAAAUUUUAAAUUAUUUAAAUUUAGUAAGAAAUAUAAAGAUAAAAGUAAUCAGGACGUUGAAAUACCAGAAUCGCCUGAUUCAGAUGGUAUAAGAAUCGACGAAGCAUUUCAAAAAUCAAACGAUUCACAAGAAGAAUAUUUUCAUCAAGGAAAUAUUUUCAACGAAAAAAGUUCGGAAUCAAAAAUUAAUUCUUCUAAACUUUCACUCAAUUUUUCACACAAACCACCAUCCACACAUUCACCAACACAUUCACAUGCAAAAUCACCAACAUUCUCACCUCCACUCUCUUAUUUAUUUUCACCCACUUUAAACAGUCCAUCUAGCAGUAUUACAUCAACAUUUGACAGAGAAAUUAAUCUUGAAUCAACAGAAGAUGAUACGACUUCAUAUUCUUCCCAAAGUAAUAUGUCAAACGUUUCUGCAACUGAUAAUAAGGCAGUUAAUCUAGAUUUAAAUGAACCUGUCUUUAAAAGUAGUUAUAGUAGCAAUGAAUCAAGAACAAUAAAUGUUAAUCGAACUAAAGCAGGAGAUUUUGGAAUUGUUCUUCGACGUUCAUCAAGUGUUAGGAAAGGAGACAAACGAAUGAUUCAUUUAGUUGAACCUGCUGCUAAUAGUUUAAAUGUUGGAUUACUUCCUGGAGAUCAUUUAAUUGCAUUAAAUGGUGUGAAUGUUGAAAAUGUUAGUCGUAAAGAUAUUAUUGGAAUGAUUGCUUCAUCAGCUAACACUAUUACACUAACAGUAGCUCCAAUAGCUGAAUAUGCUGAGCAUGUUACAAAACUUGCUGUUAAGCAGAAUAAUAAUUCUUUCACUGCUAGUGUACCAUCCAUACCGAGAUUAGAAACUCCCAAUAGUAUUUCAUUCAAUAAGAUAAAUAUAUCCGUUAAAGAACCUUUAUCAGAGAGCUUGUUAAAUGGUGAAAUGGUAUGGUUAGUUCAUGAUAAUGGUUAUUCAGCAGGUCAGGUUUAUAAAGAGACAAAUGUUUCCAAUGGAUUAAAAAAGUACUGCGUUCAGUUGAAUGAUGGGACUGAAAUAGUUGAUAUUGACGAAAAUCUUAUAGAACAGAUGAACCCUGUCUUUUUUAACCAAUGUGAAAAACUGUCUUCAUUACAAUAUUUAAAUGAGUCUAGUUGUUUACAUACACUCCAACAAAGAUAUGCAGCAAAGUUAAUUCAUACAUUUGCUGAUAACAGUUUAAUUAUUAUAAAGCCAAAAGAAAAAAUUGAUCAUUACUCAGACAAGUUCAUGCAAAUGAUCCAUGACUGUAAGCAAGAAGCAAUGCCACCUCAUAUUUUCAGCGUUGCACAAUCUGCAUACCGGAGUAUGGUGGCUACAAAUACAAACCAGUCUAUUUUGUUUUGGGGAAGUGCUGGUUCAGGAAAAAGUUUUAAUGUCAAUAAUGUUGUGAAGUAUUUAUGUAAAACAAUUUUAAAAGGAAGUUUGUUAACAGUUUCUAAAGUAGAAGCAGCCAUGUUCCUUAUUGACAAAUUUGGAUGUGUUAAGACAGAUUUGUCAUCAAAUGCUACAACUAUUCGAUAUUUAAUAACUUUUGAAUUCAACUCUUCUGGUUUUAUGAUUGGAUGCAACUUGCAGAAUAUGUUUCUUGGAAAAUCUUUCUUUUCAACAGAAGGCUCGACUUAUAAUAUAUUUUACCAUCUACUUUUUAAUUGUAAAGGAAAGUUGAAAGCUGAUUUGUUACUUGAUGCUCUACCUAAAUCAUCAAACUUAUUGAUUAAUCUUACUGGAGGCCCAGAGCAUUUAGAAGAUUGGAAUUACUUGUACAGUUUAUUUGAAAUUUUAAAUUUUUCAGAAAAUGAAAUUUUGGGAAUAUUUGCACCUCUAGCUGCCAUUUUACAUCUUGGUGCAGCAGGGAUUUCAAAUGUUUCCGAUACAAAUUUCUAUUUUUCGGAUAGCGCAUCUGCAUUGCGUGCAGCUUCGGUACUUGGAACUACAGUGGAGAAUCUUGAAAAAAUAAUAUUUAUACUACCAAUGCAACAACACCCCUCUUUUGUAAAAAGAAACAGUGGUGCUGAUAAUUUUGCUUCUCUUAGCAGUUCAACAUCUUUUUCAGAUAAUUCAACAUAUGACACUUUGCUUUAUGCACUUGAGGCUUUUUGUUACGGACUUUAUGUUGAAUCAUUUAAUGCUUUAUUUCGAAUGAUUAAUCGUGCGCUCAACACAUAUAAUCGAGUUGUGUCAAAAAUUAAUGUUUUAGAUAUGCCAGGUUUACAGGAUCAAUCAUUGGUAGGAAAAUCAUCAAACUUUAUGGAUUUUUGUAUAAAUUACUGUUGUGAAAAAUUACAGUGGUUUAGUUAUAGAAAUAGAUUUGCACAGCAAGUUGAAAGAUAUAACAGAGAAAACAUUGAUUGUAGUUUUGAAAUUAAUAGCAUUAUUUCACCCAUUGUUACUAUUUCUGCUCUUGAGAAACUUGCAUCGGAUCACAUAUCUUUGAAAAGCAGUAUUUAUGAUGAGAAAUUGUUUAUUAAAGAAGAAGGAGUUUUAUCAAAUGUUGGUGAACCAACCAUUGCUAAAAACUUGCGCAGUUCAUUGUACGAAAGUGUUGUUACUACACAAUUAUCUACAGAAUCUUUCGUAGUUCUGCAUUACCAAAAUACCAUUCAAGUAAAAUACAAUAUUGUAUGUUUUAAAAAAAUUAGGGAACAUUCUUCUGUUAAAUUGGCAUAUGGUACAUUGAAUGAUUCUUCAAAAACACAUAUUACUGAAUUAUAUGCAGGACAUAUAAGUGGUGUCACCCAGUUAUCAUCUGUAGGAAGUUUUGCUAAUCGAAGACAUCUUACAAAUCAAAUAGCUACUUCUGUUAAAAACUCCACGAUUUUACAACUAAAAUUACAAAUGGAUAAAUUGUUAGAUUUGCUUGAAGUUUCUUGUGUCUCAUUUGUGUUUUGCUUACUACCUGAAAAAAAUGCUGGGGUUUUAAAUCCAUAUAAUAAUCUUGAUGACGGCAAAGUUAAAGAAGCUCAAACAUUUGAUGUUCCUUUUUUACGGCAGCAAUUACGAAGUUGUCAACUUUUAGAGAGCAUGAGACUUUAUAGGCAAGGUUAUCCUGAACAUAUAACUUAUCCUGAGUUUAGGCAACGAUUUAGUAUUCUUCUUCAAAAAGAAGACCAGGAUUUGGGGGUAGUACUUGAUGAAAAGCAGGCUGUUUUAAAAAUGGUAACAAAGCUAGAUUUAAAUGAAAAAAGCUAUAAACUUGGUCUAAGUCAGAUAUUUUUUCGUGCUGGCUGUCUUACUCGUUUAGAGGACACUCGCAAUGAUCACUUAAGUAUAAUUAUUUCUGAAUUCCAAUCUCAUUGCAAAGGCUUUCUUGCACGAAUCAAAUUCAAGAAGCUAGUUCUUCAAAAUGUUGCUAUUCGAUGCAUACAGAGGAAUGUUCGUAAAUAUAUGAGUAUCCGAUGUUGGGCUUGGUGGCGAUUAUUUACUAAAGUUUUGCCUUUGCUUCAGGUUCACCGAACUGAUGAGGAGCUUCAAACAAAAAAUUCUCAAAUAAUUAAACUUAAUUCAAAAAUUGAACAUUUACAAGAAAUAAACAAUAAUUAUGAAGUCGAAAACACACGUUUAAAGAAAAAAAUUUUGGAUCUUACUACAGAAUUAAAUGAAGCUUCCUCUGCAGCAUCAGGUGCUAAUGAAAUAAUUAAUUUUAAUUCUGUUGAAAAAGUGAAGUUAGAAGAAAAUUUAAAUGAACUCAAGAUAGAGAUUGAAUCUUUAAGAAAGCAGAAAGAACUGCAACAAGAACAAAUGUUGUCGACAAAUAUAUUGAGUUUAAAUGAAUCUGGUAGUGAAAAUGAGAGUUUUUGGCAGGAAAAAUAUAAAGCUUUAUCGCAAAGUUGUGAAAGUGUGAAACGCUUAUUAAUUGAAGAGCAUGAAAAAGAAGUUGAAGAACUUACUACUCAAAAGCGAAGUGCAGAGAAAGCACUUUAUGAAGUGCAAAGCAACUAUGAGGAGAUUCAGGAACAAAUGAUAACAAUGAAACAAAAAUUGCAGAAGUUAAAUGGAAACUUGGAAGACAUAAAACUUUUGCUAGAAAAUGAACAGAUUAAGAAUGUUGAACUUGAGAAAAAGCACAUAAAAUUUGAUCAAGAAAUAAUGAAGGCAAAAGAAGAAAUGUUUCAAGAGAGAAGACAAAAAGAAGAUCUUCAAAAAGAGCAUGAGAUGUUGAAUGCAGAAAUGUAUUCUCUUCAAAGGAGUACUGCUUUAAAAGAAGAAGAAAAUGAGGAGCUAAAAAAGAAAUUAGAAAGUUUUUCCUAUGAUAUUGAUUCCCCUCAUAAUACAAAUGAGUUGACAACAUUAAAGAAAAAAAUUAGUGAAAGUGAACUUAAAAUACAAGAUCUGGAAGAUGAAGUUGAUGAACAAGCUGGCAUAAUACAACAGUUGGAGCAGACAAAGGUGAGACUUCAAAUGCAGAACUACAAUGAAAAACAAAAAUAUCAGCAGGAUCUUGAGUCAAAAGAAGAAGAAAUAACUCAGUUGCGCUCAGAUCAUCUUAAAAAGGUUCGAGCUCUUGAAGAACAACUUGAAGAGGAAACAAGUUUAAAAAGUGAACUUCAGCGAGCUAAGAGAGAAUUAGAGAAAGUUGUCACUCAAUUCCAAAAUUCAUCAAACUUAGAUGUAGAAAAAAAACUGAAGAAAAAGUUGAAAAAAACACAAAUUUUGUACAAUGAUGCAAAAACAGCUCUGGAUAAUCUUAGUAUAAAAAGCUCGGAACUUAUUGAACUUAAAGCUCUUCGAAAUCAGUUGGAAGAUUGUGAGUAUACAAAAAACAUGGCUCUUAAAGCAAAAUCACAAGUAGAAAAUGAUUUAAAAGAUCUCAGAGCUCAUGUUGAAAAUCUUAAUCAAUCCAAAAUGGGUUUAGAAGAAAAAUGUUCCUUAUUGGCACGAGAAAAUGCUGAGCUGUUGCAGCGCAUGGAAGAAAAUGAUGAUGGACUCGAGGAAAUGGUUCGAAAUAACAAAAGUUUGAUUUCUCAGGUGUCAGAUUCACAAAAGAUUAUUAUUAAUCUUAAAGAGGAUUAUCGAAUCUUGAUGGAAGAGAAAACUAGUCUCUCACGAACAGUUGAUAUUUUAUCGCAAAAAAUAGAAUUAGAGCUAUCCUCUAAAGUCCCAAAAGUUGAAUUAGAUAAGGCUGAAAUGAAGUUUCGAGAGUCCGAAAAUAAGUUAGAACUUGAAACAGCUAUUCGAAUCAAGGCGGAGCAUCAAGUUUUGCGUUUGAAAGGUCAACUUGAAAAAUUGCAAGAUGAAUGUGAUCAAGUUAAUAAAAACUUGAGUCGAACACAGCAAAGUUUUACACGCGUUGAACGUCAAUUUAAUGAAAUGCGCAACGAGUUGGAGGCUUCAAAAAUACAGGAGUCUGAAUACAAACGAAAGAAAGAAGAUCUGGAAAAACGUCUUGAAAUUGUUGAGAAUGAGUUAUCAAGAAAAAAAAUCGAAGUCACUAACACAGAAAAACGACUCCGAGAAUUGAAGGAGUUUAUAGAUAGUACCAAUUCUUCAGAUGAAGAUUUUUCUUGCGAUGACACGGAUUACAUAUAAAGUAAUUUGAUAUAUUUUUAUGACAAAACUGAAACAAUAAUUUGCGAUAACUUGAGCUUUUUAAAUAUUUCUGAUUAAAAAAAAAAAUUCUAAAAAGAUAUACAACAAAGUAUUUUCUAAAAAAGAGUAAACUAACAAAGAAUCCAACAGGUCAUAUGAAACGGUUUACAUAAAAAUAGUAUUUUUUAGUUCCAAUAUUUUUUAUUCAAUUUAGUUACACUAUUUAUAUUUUUUUAGUUCCACUUGUAAUAUUUUUAUAAUUCCAUUAUUUAUAUAUUUAUCUUUGUAUAAAUUUGUUAUAUACAAAAUUAUUUUUAAAUAUCUUCUUUUGUAGCAAUUUUAGGAUUAAAUAGAUUAGAAUAAGUUAA